AUGAAACGGAUGAUAGAUGCAUCUUUUGCAGUACAUCCAGAUUUCAAAAGCCAUCCUGGUGGCACGCUAUCCUUUGGAGGAGGUGCAGCUCAAGUGAUGUCAACGAAACUAAAGCUAACCAGCAGAAGCAGUAUGGAAGCGGAACUGAUUGCUGUUGACGAUGUUGUCACAAUGAUACUAUGGACAAAGUUGUUCAUGGAGUGGCAAGGGUAUCCAACCAAGAAGAAUAUCUUGUAUCAGGAUGACAAAAGCACAAUUCUAUUAGAAGAGAACGGAUGUAAGAGCACAAGCAAAAUAAGCAGAGCUGUCAAUAUUUGUUAUUUCUUUAUCACAGAUCAAGUGGCAAAAGGAAAUGUUAAGACCAACUACUGUCCAACCAAUAAUAUGAUUGCGGGUUUCAUGACUAAGCCAUUGCAAGGUGAGAAGUUUCGCAAGUUCAGGGAUCUGAUUCUUGGUCCACAGGAAUAG
This is a messenger RNA of Cylindrotheca closterium, 468 nucleotides long. The record is from the annotation of a GenBank genome assembly. NCBI's taxonomy places the organism in Eukaryota, Bacillariophyta, Bacillariophyceae, Bacillariales, Bacillariaceae.